Sphaeroforma arctica JP610 is the source of this 324-nucleotide messenger RNA. RefSeq lists its product as hypothetical. The transcript is spliced from 2 exons. The annotation marks the transcript as partial. The record is from RefSeq and is a predicted model, not a curated record. NCBI's taxonomy places the organism in Eukaryota, Ichthyosporea, Ichthyophonida.
UUCAUUCUAGACAUCAACCUUCCAUCCGGACUGCUGGUGCAGUACUGGGUCGACACUCCACGGGAGAGAGGUCUUCUUAUCAAUGCGGAGCAAGCCAAGUUCCAUAUGACCAUGUCAGCGGCACCUAGGAAAGGCGACUUCUCACCCGGGGCCAAGAUACCGGAGGACGGAGGCAGACGUCGAGGAGGGAUGUCGUGGACUAUGGAGAGCAUGCUGUUGAAGAUCAAUGCGUGUGUAAUCAAAGUUAAUCCAGUAGAAGGCGGCAACGACCCAUUGCCAGAUGAGACUGAUCCAAUGGGCUUCUCUCACUUGCUUACAUCUGAG